UCGCAAUAGCCAACUGUUUUACAUUCCUCAGCGACCGUAUAUGACAUUAGGAACAUUCAGAGACCAAAUAAUAUAUCCCGACUCUAUCGAAGACAUGCAUCGGAAGGCCAUAACUGACGACCAUUUAUUAGAAUUCCUUAGAAUCGUCCAAAUUGAGUAUUUAGUGGAAAGAGAAUCACUGGAUUCGGUUCAGGACUGGCACGACGUUCUCAGUGGUGGUGAGAAGCAGAGAAUAGCGUUGGCCCGGCUUUUAUACCAUAAGCCGUUGUUUGCAAUUCUGGAUGAAUGCACUUCAGCUGUUUCAAUAGAUGUCGAACAAUCUAUUUAUGAAUAUUUAACGAAUUCAGUUCAGUGUUCGCUAUUAAGUGUCACACAUCGAGUCAAACAACUACAACAAUACCAUCAUUUUGUCUUA
Messenger RNA from Medioppia subpectinata, 415 nucleotides. The record is from the annotation of a GenBank genome assembly. Lineage: Eukaryota; Metazoa; Arthropoda; Arachnida; Sarcoptiformes; Oppiidae.